GUUUGCGCUCCUACGUGGUCAAUUUACGUGUGCGAAGAAGAGUGUAAUUUUGUCACUAGCUGUUCGAUCGUCGCAUCCGUUCCCGACGUUUUUUUUGUGUGUUCAUUAAUCCUAGCUUCCACGGUGGAGAACAAGUUGAAAUAUUACGUGUAGCCGGUGGUUUUAAGGACGUGGAAGAGCUAAUCCAACUAGUUCAGGAUUGCAGCCAGAGUACGGUAAAGCUUGAUCCAGUUUUAGCCAUCUUCAUCGGUGCCCAGUAACCGUACCCGAAGGCGAGCAGAGGGAAAGAAAAAAGAAGAAAAUUGACUAUCGUCGACUAACGUGCUCAAAGUGCUUGAGCCGGUUCGUGUUUGUGCUCGUCCAGAAAACACUGUAGUUGUAUCCCCUUUUCUCCCGUUGGAACCGUCGUGUUUCUUGCCCCGUUGUCCGUGAAACGAACCAUGCAAAUAUGGAUCUGUUUAUCUUUGUCGUAAUCCUCGUUGGGACCCUGGUUUCGCUGCUAGGACUUCACUUCUUCCUGCUCAAGCCCCUGUCGGGCAAAUCAUUCGAAGAGGAACUAAAGGAGAAACGCGAGAUGCGUGAGAAGAUCCUUGGUGUCGCCGGGACCUCUAAACCUACUAAGGACAAUGCCAACAAGAAGGGUAAAAAGGUGAACAAGAAGCCGCAACCUCAGAAGCAGAAGGCUUCCGUUGCCGUUAAGGAUUCCGAUCUGGAUUCGGGUGAAGUGGAAAGCGAUUCCAACUCGUCCGAAAGCCAGAUGGAGGAGGAAAUCAACCCACUGACGUACGCCAAGAAGAAGGUGAACGCCAGUGUGGAAUUCGCCGAAACGGAAGCAUUCGCUCUGACUGAUACCCACAACAAGAAAAAAGACAAGCAAAACCAAGGUAAAAAGAACAAGCAUAAGGGUGGUAUUUUACUGAACAAAUCGGAACCAGUUCUGGUCAAGCCGGAGCCAGCCCCGGAGAUUAAUCACUUUGAAGAAAGUCACCCCAAGGACGCCCUCGAGAUUGCUCGUCAACAUAAGGAAGAAGAAUCCAAACCCAAACCACAACCCAAGGAACAACGCAAGAAUAAAAACAAGGACCAUACCAAGCCAUCGCCGAAGAGCAGUGCUGUCGAGGAGAUUACCGUUGUUCCUGUUGCAGCUCCGAUCACUGCCGUUGUUGCCCCUGCAAGCGAACCCAAGCCAACAGCAAACGCUCAAGCCAACAAGGAUAAGUCCAACAAGAAGAAGAAAAACGAACUAAUCACACAGCAGCUGGCCGCCGAAGUGCAGGACGCUGCCAACGUGCAAUCGUUGGUUCGAAUUCUCGGCAAGGCAGAUCUUCCGCGGAACGACAUCCAGAUUUUGAUUGACUUCCUGCUGAACAAGCAGCAAGAUACACUGACUAAGGACCCGUCCGAGUGGAACGAUCCAUCCGAUCCGCUGCAGAAACUGAAAAAGCAACUGCUGGAAAAGGAAAAUCAGCUAAUUGAAGAGCAGAAGGCCGCUUCCGGCUUGCAUGCUAAGCUCAAGGAACUCCGCCAGGAGUUGAACAACGAGAAAACUCAAGGCAGCAUGGCCGUCAGAAGCUUCAACGAGGAGCUGAACAACAAACGUUUGGAAGUGCAAAAUCUUACCCAACAGAUGCAGCUGGUUUCGGAGAAGUUCGCUGCCGAAAAGCAAACUCUUUCUCACCAGUACCAACAGCUGCAGGCCAAGUACAUGCAAAUGUCCGAGCAGCAUGCCGCUGCCCAGGAGAACGCCGGCACCAUUGCUCAGUUAAACGAAAACAUGCAACUGCUGCAGCGUGAACUGAUGACCAAGGGGCAAUUGCUGAACGAGAAACUACAAACCGAAGAGGAACUGCUCAAGAAAAAGACUGAAUACGAGAUUUUGCUACACAAUAAAGACGAAAUCAUUAAGCAACGCAUGCAAGAGCUUAACACGUACGAGAAUGAAGUGAAGCAGCUGCGCGUUACGGCUGGUCAGAAUGAGGAACUGGUCAAAACAUGCCAGCAGCAGAACUACGAGGCGGAACAGCUGAAGGCUCAGGUUGGCGAACUGCAGGUGAAGCAGAAGCAAGCUGCCGCCGUAAUGGUCGCUACCACCGCCGCCAACACCCAAGCCGAGGAGAGCAGCAAGGUGGAAAUUCGUAAUCUCCAGAAUGCCUUAGAUUCGAGCAAAACCGAACUGACUGUGUGCCGUUCCGAACUCGUCGACUACAAAGCCAAGCUAGCCGAUCACGAGCAGCAGGCCAAGGAGCUGCGUGCCCGCGAGGAAGAGCUGCAGAAGCAGAUCGAGCAACAGAAGGCGAAGAACAAUGAUUUACGCAUGAAGAACUGGAAGUUGGUAGAAGCACUGGGGGUUACUCAAAACAACUCCACCAAACCAAGCACCACUAACAAGAAUUCAAGUAGAAAAGUUGAACUUGUAGCGGCAGCCAGCAAAGCACAGCAAACGUCCAAUCACGUCCCGGAAGCCCCACCAGCACCCAAGGUGGACAUCGAUAAGGUGAUCCUAGAGGAGCAAAACCGAACCAAGGACCUGCUGGUAAAGCUGCUUCCGCAGGACAUUGUCUCGGCACUGCCACUGGAUGCCACCAACUUCCAUAGUUGGCUCGAAUCCACCGUCGCCUGCAUUCGAGAGCAGCAGGAAAGCGUUCGCCUCUCCAGCACCGCCACCAGUAAUAAUAGCACUGAGGUUGUGCACCAUAACUACAACAACAGCAACACUAGUAGGAGUAGUAACAAUAGUGCUAACAAUAAUAGUAGUUUAAACGAACAUAAUGACGCCCACGACGGAAAGACCGACGAGGGCAGUAGCAAAAAUGGUGCCCCCGAGCUGGCAGAUGCUGCUGAGGACCAGCAAGCACUGGCGCAGAGGACCGAGCAGCUGCAAAAAACAGUAGAUCAAUAUAAGUUAAUUAUAGCUGAUACUGAAAUCAUGCUGAAAAAUCUAGAAUCGAAAGUAAUCGAACAGGACAUCCACUGGCGAUCGGUGGUGCAAGCGAAGGAGAAAGAAUUGACCCUGCUCAAAACGGCCGGUGCGAUGCAGUAGUACUAGUAGUUUGUAGUAACCAUCAUCUUAGUAGUAAUGAUACAACACCCGGUGUGGGCACCAGUGUUUUGCGGCUGGUGCCGAUGAAGGACAGGCCGUUGAGAGAAGGAAGAAUAUUUGCAAAAAAAAAUGGAUCGAUUAUUCCACUAAGCUAUCAUCGGGGAAUGAAGACCACUGAGACGAGAGGACUGAAAGCAAAACAAACAAAAAAAAAAUAGCAAGCACCAGCGUAUUUUUGACCCCCUAUUCAAAACUGUAUGUGUGUCCUGCCUACCAUCUUCCCGAACUAAUUCCCAAUACAUGUUCAAAAUUCCUCUUUUCCUCUUGCUCUCAGUUGCGUCUCGAAGCACCCACGCACACACCACCACCAUAGUGGGUCCUUGCGUUGGAUAUAUCUCUAGAUCGGCCCUUCCCGAUGCAAAAUGCUAAAUAGAAAUGUGUGCGCAAAUUCGAAAGCAAAACAAACAUUGAAAGCCGGUCUAAAUGUGUUUGGUUGGCAAUCGUUUUUCGGCAUAUGUACCUACCGCGAGAGCAUGCGAUCCAUUCCUUCUUUCGUGGACCUUGCAGUUUCCUGAAGAACAAACAUAACAUACCCACAGACAGAAUCACACACACACAUACACUCCACUUACGUUUUGCUUUUAGAAGUUACUGGAUCAUGGAAACCGCGGGGAGGAAAAUAAGGCAUCCUUCGAAAACUGUAUUAAGUUACUAAUGAGUUAGAAGUGCAGCAAAACUUCAAAAAAAAAAUGAAAGAAGAUGGAGAAGAUUUGAUAGAGAAAACAAUUGUGAAACAAAUUUUAGGACCGUAUGAAGAUUAAGAAUGAGAACGACCGAAUAACAAAUUGUGUAAAAUAUUGUACUAAAUUGCAUUUUUGUUUUUGCUGUCACCAGGAAGAUGGACACUGUUGUUGUACGUUAUUUUUUGGGUAUCUAUUGUUUAAAGUACAGCGAAGCAAGUUUUACUAUUGUUUACAAUAAAUGCAUUAAAUCAGAAUUUGUGGAUGUAUAGUAACGAAAGUCAACGCAAAACGCAUAUACUCCUUUGAACGGCAAUGAUAUAUAGAGUUGAAGUUGAUUGAUUUGUGCGAACCUACAUAGGGAAAACUGGGACGUUUACCAUGCUGAAGAUGCAAAACAGUGUAAAAUGCUGGUAGUUUACAAUCGCUUCUAAUGAAUAAUUCAUUUCUGACAAAAAAUUCUCAUGGGUCUGUUAUGCUUUUAUGGACCGUUUAGUAAAGAUAUAAAUUCGUUUUUUGUAAGAAUUUCUCCAAUUGGAUAUCAAAUCAAUACUCGCUCAGACUGGACCUUAAAAAAUUACAAAACUUGCCCUACUAAGAAUAAUUAUUUCCUGAAAUGAAUCAUAAAUUACUGAAAUCCACAGAACACCAGGUUAAGUUAUUACCCAUUUCCACAGAUCUGUCAAGAAGUUAUCAAAGCAUGGGUAAUGAACGUCAACAGUCUCUUGUUUCGAAAAGGUUUCUAUUAUGGUAUACAUAUUGCAUUAUGCAGACCAUCAUUGCCGUGUAUUUCUAAAAGAAAUAUAUUCCUCAUGUACAUCAAUUUAAAGGCACCGACAACACACACACACACACAAACUGGCCCUUUAUAAUACCCGGUUCUGCCAUGAUGUGUAUCUUCCAGAACAUAACAAUUGUUAGUGAAAGGAUCGUGAAUCCAACGAAACUCUCAAAUCCAAGCAAUCAAGCAAUGUCCCAUCUCAAAAGAAAAAUUGGAUUGAAUAUUAGUUAAUUAACAAAUUAUCUGAAGUACUACUAAAGCCCUACUCCAUUAACUUCCUAAGUUGUAAGACACACACUCUACUGGGCUUAAAAUUGUCCGAUUACGUUGAAAAAGGCGAAAAGAAGCGUGCUCCUGCUCAACGCUGACACGUUUCUUAUUUAUUUUCCAAAACUAUGAUUAUUAUUAUACCUAACUUGUAUCACACACACUCAGAAUGGAACAAAAAUUGUACCAGUAUCGAAGUUUGGAUUUCCCAUCAACUGGGAAUCCAAUUCUAUCGAUGAAAGUAAGAGCGUUGCUGAAAAGACACGUGAAAUAUUAUUUUUUAUAUAUAAAGCAAAAAUAGAAUUAUAAAAUUAAACAAAAAAAACUAGAUAUACACAUAUAUACUUUAUCUUCUAGGAGAGAAAAAAACCUAAAUAACACUGAGAAAAACCGUUCAACGCGCAAAGAAAAAUAAAGGAAACGUUGCGAGAAUGAAUACGGGCAAAAGAAAAAGAGAAAGAACAAUAUGUUUAGGUAUCAAAAGAGAGAUUAAAGCAGUUCAAGCUUUUCGCGAAGAAAAAAAAAGAGACAAUGAAAAUAGACUCCAUUUUUUGGAUUAUUGAUAGGCGAUCAAUAGCAGGCAGAAUUAAAAAAAAAAACAGUAAAGGCAGAAAUAACAAAUAAAACAAAAUGGCUAAUUAAUAUUUGUGAAUGAAAUUGUUCUUUUUCUGACAAAAGAUGGUAAACAGAAAACGAAUACAUAA
This is a messenger RNA of Ochlerotatus camptorhynchus, 5532 nucleotides long. It is a transcript of the gene alt, whose product is annotated as aluminum tubes. The transcript is spliced from 10 exons. Gene Ontology annotation, cellular component: endoplasmic reticulum membrane. The coding region runs from base 449 to 3040 and encodes 863 amino acids. The record is from RefSeq and is a predicted model, not a curated record. NCBI's taxonomy places the organism in Eukaryota, Metazoa, Arthropoda, Insecta, Diptera, Culicidae.